Nyctereutes procyonoides (raccoon dog) is the source of this 3403-nucleotide messenger RNA. RefSeq names its product coiled-coil domain containing 15 (gene CCDC15). The transcript is spliced from 16 exons. Gene Ontology annotation, cellular component: centrosome. Bases 383 to 2797 code for a protein of 804 amino acids. The record is from RefSeq and is a predicted model, not a curated record. NCBI's taxonomy places the organism in Eukaryota, Metazoa, Chordata, Mammalia, Carnivora, Canidae.
GAUGCCCCUGGCCCUAAACCCCCUGAAGAGCAAGGACGUGCUGGCGGUGCUGGCCGAGAGGAACCAGGCUGUAAUGCCGGUUGGGGCCUGGGUGGAAGCGGCCUCGCCACAUAGUUCGGAAGUCCCCGCGUAUGUGAGUGUCAGUUCGAUGCAGGUGUAGUGGGGCCUCCCCCGCCACCCCCCCAUAUUAGCCCUCUCUAAUCGGUGCUUAGAUAAACAUGAACAGUCCUUUCUCUUCUGUUGUACAAUGAGUAUGUUCCUGAAUUAGGAUUGCAGAACGCACAGGUGUCUGCCAAAACUAAUUCACAAAGUCUAGACUGCUUGCUAUGCACAAGACGUAGGCACUGGCUGUAUCUUGCAGACGCCCUCCAAGGCAGUAGGGAUGACGGUUGCCACACUUUGUACUUCAGCAUAUAUGAUUGAAGAAGAACUAAAGGAGCAGCUAAGAAAAAAACAAGAAGCUCUGAAGCAUUUUCAGAGACAAGUCAAACACCGAGUAAAUCAGCAAAUCCGGCUGAGAAAAAAGCAACAGCUUCAGAGAUCUUAUGAAGCAGCAGAAAAAGAAGGCUCUAUAGCCAUGCAGUCUUCAGAUCCAGCACAUUUAAUUCCUAAAAAAACAAGUGUUUUUUCAAACAACUUGAAUGCUGCUAUUGGAAGUGCUAGGUUACCUCCUUCCCAGAUGCUUGGAGAUGGAAUAGAUGAUAGAGAGAAUCAGAAUGAAUUAUUCCAACAACAAGCCCAGGCGCUUAGUCAAACCAUGAAACAGGCCCGUCACCGGCUGGCAUCCUUUAAGACUGUGAAUAAAAAAAAUGCAUCAAUGUUCCCAGAUGGUAGAAGGAAAACCUUUCCCCCUCAAGAGGAACCUGACUCUGAGGAAUCUUCAUCUACUACGGUAGAUAAGAGAGAGAGAGAAAAUUUGUUUUGGGGACAGCAGCAGGAUCUCCUUUCUGAAAACAGGGAGAAACCUUUCAGCAGAGUACAGAAAGUACAGUUCAAAAAUCCAUUAUUUGCUGUGAUGAAAGAGGAAGAGCAAAAGCAAUUGGAUCUUCAGGACCUUCAGGAUAUUCUGCCGGAAGCCCAGGAUUAUCUUGCAGAAGCCCAAGGUGAUCUGCUGGAAACCCAGAGUGAUUUGACAGGAGUCCAGAAUGUUGAGCUAGAAGCUGAGAGUGUUGAACCAAGGCUCAGUAUCCAGCCUAUUGAUCCAGAAAACCAAGCUGUUGAGCCCGAGGCCCAGGCCAUUGAGCCUAAAGUCCAGGCUGUUAAGAUAGAAACUCAGGGUAUUUUGCCAGAAGCCCAGAAUAUUGAACUAGAAGAUGAGAGUAUUAUGUCCAAAGUCCAGGAUUUGCUACCCAAAGAACAGUCUGUUCUUCCCAAAGACCAGAAUAUUCUACCCAGAUGUCAGGACCAGGACUUUCUACUUAAAGACCGGGAUUUUCUACCUAAGGACCAGAAUAUUCUACCCAGAUGUCGGGACCAGGACUUCCUACCUAAAGACCAGGAUUUUCUACCUAAAGACCAGAAUAUUGAAUCCAUAUUUCAGGACCAGGAUUUAUUACCCAAAGACCAGCAUUUUCUACCCAGGGAUCAGAAAGCAGGUUUGAAGCAGGGAGCAUCAAUUUUGUUAGGCCCAAGAGGGAGAGAGGCAUUUCCUCUGGCUGUCCAUCAGGACCUUCAACACAGGCGUCAAGAUCAGGCCUCCAUCAUGGACAAGAAAGUACGCUUCAAGGAGUCAUACUCUGAUAUGUCAAGUGAGGAAGAGAGGGAAGGCUUUUCUGUGGCAGGUCAUCAGUAUCUGCCUCCCAAGCUCCAGGACCAGACCUUCAUCAGAGAUCAGAGCAAGUAUAUCAAGCAACCCUCAUCUUUUGAGAAAUGGGAGAUUGAAAGAAGACUGGCUUCUGGAGUACCACCACACAAGAACUAUGGCCAGGCCUUACAUAAUAUGACAGAGGAGAGAUGGAGAAAGGAGUUAAUUCUGGAGCCUCAUGAAUAUGUUUUACGUGAUACCCGUGAUCCAGGUUCUGCUGGACAGCAGAGCUUAUGCUUCAGGCAGCAGCCAUCUGUUGGGACAUCUGAAAGAUGGCAAGAGGAUUUGCGUCUGGAUGACCAUCAGCAUCUGCCACCCAAGAACCAGAGAGAGGCUUCCAGCAGAAGACAGGUUUAUGAUGAAUAUCAAUCAAGAUUGAACACUGAAUUCCAAACUCCCCAGACAUUUCAGUCUGGAGUAGAUCAAGAAGAAGACAAGAAAGAGCGUCAAAAGCAAUACCUGAGAUAUAGACGACUUUUCAUGGAUAUUGAGAGAGAACGAGUAAAAGAACAACAAAGGCAAAAAGAACAUCAGAGGAAAGUUGAAAAAAUUAAGAAGAAGAAAGAGCAGCAGCGUUAUGCUGAAGAACAGAGGAUACUAAGAAUGAACUUUCGUGAAGAGCCAUAUUCAGAGAAGAUGAGUGAGAUACUAGCCCAGCUACAACUUGAGGAAAUAAAAGGAGCCAGAGAAAAACAACAACAGAGAGAAAAGGAAUGCCAAAGAUAUAUGGAAGCUCUACGAGCCCAGAUCCAGGAGAAAAUGCGACUGUAUAAUAUUACUUUACCUCCCCUCUGCUGUUGUGGUCCUGACUUUUGGGAUGCUCAUCCUGAUACCUGUGCCAACAAUUGUAUUUUCUAUAAAAACCAUAGAGCAUAUACCCGGGCACUGCAUUCCGUCAUCAAUUCCUGUGAUAUCCCUGAGGGGACCUCAACUCUUCGAGUCGCCAUGCAUAAUUUGGCUUCUGCACACAGACGGACUUUGAAAAAUCUGUAAUGAGAAUCUGAAUCCAAUUGUUAGUGUUUCACUCUUCACUUAAAAUCAACCCUGAGAGAUUAUUUAGGAAAAGCUGUUAAAAUGUGUAAUCUGGUAAGAAGGACUGUCACAUAUGACAGUCAUCUCUAUAACUAGAUUAUAACAAUUAUUUCAGUCUGUGCUUGUAACUGAAAUUGAAAGUUGACCUCCAAACCUGUGUUUUUGUCAUGAACUGUAUGGAGUACAUUGUUUUCAAAUGAUCAGUCAGACCAAUAGCUCUGCUCUGGUCAGAAGAGAUCAUGAGAAAUCUUUGAGAUUCUCUCAUUUUGUCUUUCUUAAAGUCUUGACUUUGAGUCUUGACAAGAUUGAAAAUGUCUAGAUAAAGCCAAAAAGAAGAUGAUGAAAUGAAUUUCUGAGCAUCAGUGGCCAUCUGUAUUGCUGAUAGCUUUUCUAGUUGUGUAUAACAAUUAGAAGUGAGAAGAAUCUGAAUUUGAUGUACAUUUUUUUCUCAAGAUUUUUCUCUCCUGGCUUUUAAACUUAGUACCUCUUUCCCUACUCAAUGACAUUGGACUUAAAACUUUUUAAUUUUAUAAUUUUGUAUUGUAAAAAUAAAGUGAAUAAACCCUC